AUGAGUUCUUCUGAUGUAUUUGAGAAGAAGGAUGAGCCAUUCCACGAUGUUGACGAGCUUCCUUCAGACUACGAGUCAGAAAGAGAUGAUUUACCCUUGUUCGAAUCAAAGCACAUGCAACAAACCACAAUUGAACGCGCCCUGGCAUACUCGAAGGUGAUGAUAUCAAAAGCGAUACUCCUCAUCCCUGUUGGCACGCAAACAGCGCGAUGGAGGACAGGACAGCCUCGAAAAUCGCACUACACACUUAUCGGAUGCCUUGUCUUCGUGGGCUUACUUGCACUCAUCGUUGUUUCUCGACCAAGUCCUCCUGUCGUCAAUGAGACGAAUGUCGCUAUUGCCAACGCCACAACACUACCAUUGACAUAUAACCGCAUCUUGAGUGCUUCCAUGCUUUUUGGAAUCACUUCACCAACGUACAAGCGAGCAAUCGCUACUCACAAGCGUCAAGCACAACGAUGGGGUUACUCGACAGAAAUCCUGCAGAGAGAUGAAGGCUGUGGUUUCUGGACAAAGUUGAUCUUCUUGCUCAACCUCGUAGGUCAGGAGCUGCAAAAGCCAGCUGAUACUCGUGCCGAGUGGAUCAUGUGGGCCGAUGCCGACGCAGUCAUCCUGAACCCCAAUAUUCCUCUCUCGAUCUUCUUGCCACCUCCAGAUCUUCCUCACAUCCAUUUCGUCGGCAACAAAGACUGGCACGGCCUUAACAACGGCGUCUUCUUCAUCCGCGUCCACCCCUGGACAGUCAGCAUGUUCACCUCGGCAAUGUCCUUUCCCAUAUGCCACAAAGAUGUCGAUCUCGGCGGCAACGUGGAGCAAGAAGCCAUGCGUUUAACUUUCGAACGCGAAAACGGCGGUUCCGACGACAAAGGCUGGAGAAGUGGCAUUGUAUUCAUGCCCCGUAAAUGGUUCAACGCUUAUGAACUUUUCCAAAGCGAAAUCCAGGGAUCGGAUUAUUACAAGGAGACUAUUAAUACGACUGUGGCUACGUAUCCGGGGUUGAAGCAGAAGCACAAGUAUGAGGGUGGUAGAGGUGGUAUGUUGGCGCAUUUCCCGGGUGUGGAUGGAGAGAUUCGACAAGGGUUGAUGGAUGACUGGAUGAAUCUGGUAGAAGACGAAUGGUCCAUGCAAUACGGCUCUGUCAACAGCACAAACUCGACCAGCGACCCUGUGGUCUUUGACAGCAAGACUUUGGACUGGGAUCGUAAUGUUACGGCGAACGGGACGUCGAUGUGGACUUUGCCUGUUCAUGAAACACCAUAUCUCAAUGAGACGACGUCGUUCUGGAAUCGAUACCGUGAAGCUAUGGCUCUUUCUCUUGAAGCCACGUCUUCGGGUGUUCACGAUAUUAGCGUCAUCAAGUCUGCUCUGGAUCUGAGGAUAGCGCUCGCGGACAAUAUGGAUGAGCCGGACAAGGUAGAUGAGAAGGUGCAACACCUGAAAGAGUUGAUGAAGACACGACUUAAAUAA
Aureobasidium subglaciale EXF-2481 is the source of this 1467-nucleotide messenger RNA. RefSeq names its product glycosyltransferase family 34 protein. Gene Ontology annotation, molecular function: glycosyltransferase activity. The record is from RefSeq and is a predicted model, not a curated record. Gene Ontology annotation, cellular component: Golgi membrane. The transcript is spliced from 3 exons. Bases 1 to 1467 code for a protein of 488 amino acids. Gene Ontology annotation, biological process: protein N-linked glycosylation. Lineage: Eukaryota; Fungi; Ascomycota; Dothideomycetes; Dothideales; Saccotheciaceae.